Molecule: messenger RNA, 315 nt
Organism: Desarmillaria tabescens
Lineage: Eukaryota; Fungi; Basidiomycota; Agaricomycetes; Agaricales; Physalacriaceae
Exons: 1
Coding region: 1-315 (104 amino acids)
Source: RefSeq, a predicted model, not a curated record
AUGGCUCGCUCCCCCUUACUCGACUCCUUCGACCCUUUCGCGGUGCACCCCUUCACCAAUUCGUCGGUCGUCCUACCUCAAGCACCUAUGCCAUCCCAAUACUAUUCCCAGCCAACAUCGUCCGUCGCCACCGCCCCCAUCCAAAUUAUGGCGCCUAGUCCCAAGCGGCCCGUUGUACAAUCAAAAGCGUCACCUUCGUUGAAUCGCCCGGUAUUCACUCCAUUCCGAGUGGAUACGUCUUCUCCGGAUCUAGUUCUGAAAUCCAAAGUCAGCCCUUCGUCACCCCAAGGCUCGCACAAUAAGCAGUCUUCAUGA